Messenger RNA from Mucor velutinosus, 1797 nucleotides. RefSeq lists its product as uncharacterized. The record is from RefSeq and is a predicted model, not a curated record. Bases 1 to 1797 code for a protein of 598 amino acids. Gene Ontology annotation, molecular function: protein binding. The transcript has a single exon. NCBI's taxonomy places the organism in Eukaryota, Fungi, Mucoromycota, Mucoromycetes, Mucorales, Mucoraceae.
AUGGAGAAAAUACCAGCGACCACUGUACUGCCAGCACCCUCUUCGCCCUCACGGAAGCAUCCCUCGAGCAGACUGCAUGGAGCUCUCAAUUUCUUCAACCUGUCCGAUAGACUGACCUUGGCUGAUUUAGACUAUGCUAUACAACUUCGCAAUGCCGACCAAGCCUGGUCCAUAUUUGUUACCCUUGCUUCUCGACAUGACGACGAUACAAUACCCUUGACCAUGUGCUGCUCCUUAUACGCCCUCUUGAAUUUUGCGAAAAAACUGACGGGAUUCUCCAACAGAGCAUCGAAAUUUCGACAAAAGCAGCUUGAUCAAUUAUUAGAGUAUGUCCAGUUUCACCAAAGCUCAAUCGAAUCAUUUCUGUCAUCCAUCGAGGAGAUUCCCAUAUCUAAUCACAAACAACUGCUGAAAGCGAUCCGAACAGGGGACCAUCAUGGAGCGUGGACCACAUUUUACAAGUUUCACAAGGAGGGUAAAAAGGGCAAAGUGGAUCCGUCGAAAUUACCGCGAAAUACGUGCAUUCAGCUGAUGAUGAUGGUGAUGAAGGACAAACGCUUGGACAGGAACCAGCUGAAAUCAAAGCUGCAGUUGAUAGCGUUGCAUGGUUCAGGCAUUUCGGAAUAUGAUAGCAGGUACUUGUCAGCCGCUGAUCUCGGUCGUUUAGCGUACAUUUGUCAUGGAUACCAGCAAAGCGCGGCAACAGCACAUGGCUUGAUUGACGAAUUUGUGAUGGGAUUACCAAAGAAAAAGCAAGCCAACAGAGCAGAUGCGUUGGACGAGCUGAUAUGGAGAAUUUUGGUAAACGGUGAUCUGCACAAGGCGCAACAAGUGCUAGAUACAGUGCAACAAAGCAUGGCAGACAAGGUGAAAAUCAACGAGAUGGUGUAUGUGAAUCUGAUGAACGCAUACCGGCGGCAAGAAAAGUACCACGAGUCGCUAAAGACCUUUGAGCAAUUUCUUGAAACAAAGCAGCGGCCUACCAUCAAAGCUUUUAACGCCGUACUACAAAUCUUUGCAGCACAGGGAUCAGCAGAUAGGGCAGCAUUUAUAUUCGAAACGAUGAAUCAGCUGGAUGUCGAGCCUGAUGCAGCAACAUAUACCGAAUUGAUUCGAGCCAAUGGACAUGCGGGACAUUCAAAGAUGUGCAUUCACUUUUACAACAAGAUGCUUCAAAGCAAUAUUCCACCCAAUGUGUACACUUACAGCGCACUCAUCGAAGCAGCAUCUCGACGACAUGACAUCAAAUCUGUAUUUCGAUGGUUUCAAAUCAUGAUAUCAGACAACAUUCAGCCUAAUCAAGUCGUUAUAUCUUGUAUAUUAAAAUCACUCUCCAAACAACACGACGAUUACCCCAAUAUGCCAGAAGCUGUACUCCACAUUGCACAUCAAGCAGCCAUGUCGGGUGUCAAGACUGAUGCAGCUCUUUAUACCAUCCUGCUGAAAAUGCAGGCAGAAUCAAUUGGAAUUGAGGGGGCCCUAAAAGUGCACCGCGAUAUGCUAGCACAAUCUGUCGAACCCAACACGUUUACGUACACCAUUCUCAUGGAUGCUUGUGGAAAGAGCCAGAUGCCAGAAACCGCUGAAAAGAUAUUUGAACUGAUGAAGAAGAGUCAGCGACAUCAGCCGAAUACAGUGACCUAUAGUGUCAUGAUGGAUGCCUGGUUGAAAAACGACAAAAGGGACAAGGCGGAAUCGCUCAUACUAGAGUUCCUGAAACAAUGUAAAUCUGACAAAACGGGACGAUUUUGGCUAGACUCGAGGAUCACCAAUCGAAUUAAAUCUAGAUGCUGUUGA